AUGGUGGUCGACAUGGAGUUACAGGAAGCCAAGGAUUAUGUUCUUCAGCUUAUGAAAGAUAAAGAUAAAAUUGAAUCAGAUUUGGAGGAUUUAAAAGAAAUCUUAGAUGCUAAUCAUGUUAGCAUGGAUGAUACGUUGGUGGACUCUGAAGGAUAUCCACGAAAUGACAUUGAUGUUUACCAAGUCAGACAUGCGAGACAUAGGAUAAUAUGUCUCAGAAAUGAUCAUAGGGCAUUAAUGGAGAAAAUAGAAGAGGGUUUGCACAGAGUACAUGCUCUAGCAGGAAAUCAAGUGGAAAAUUCUAGUGCAACAAAUAGCACUCAAGAUAGUGUGCAGUUGGAACCAUUCCUAAGAGUAAAUUUAGUAUCUCCAGAUUCUCCAGCUGAAAUAACAGGAAUCCAAGUUGAUGAUCUUAUAUUGGAAUUUGGUUCUAUUGAUUGUCGAAAUUUCAAAUCUUUAAAAGAUAUUGGAACCUUGGUACAAAAUAGCAGAUAUAAGCCAAUUAAUGUAAAAAUUAAACGUGGAUCUAAUAUCAUAGCCUUGACUUUAAUACCACGUCCUUGGGUUGGUAAUGGUCUUCUGGGUUGCAAUGUAAUACCUAUAGAGACAGUGGAAAGAUAA
Messenger RNA from Habropoda laboriosa, 621 nucleotides. Its product is annotated as 26S proteasome non-ATPase regulatory subunit 9. Gene Ontology annotation, biological process: proteasome regulatory particle assembly. The record is from RefSeq and is a predicted model, not a curated record. Bases 1 to 621 code for a protein of 206 amino acids. Gene Ontology annotation, molecular function: protein binding. NCBI's taxonomy places the organism in Eukaryota, Metazoa, Arthropoda, Insecta, Hymenoptera, Apidae. The transcript has 4 exons. Gene Ontology annotation, cellular component: nucleus; cytoplasm.